Messenger RNA from Solea solea (common sole), 7271 nucleotides. RefSeq names its product FERM and PDZ domain containing 3 (gene frmpd3). Gene Ontology annotation, molecular function: protein binding. Gene Ontology annotation, cellular component: cytoskeleton. Gene Ontology annotation, biological process: signal transduction. Bases 270 to 5462 code for a protein of 1730 amino acids. The record is from RefSeq and is a predicted model, not a curated record. The transcript has 17 exons. NCBI's taxonomy places the organism in Eukaryota, Metazoa, Chordata, Actinopteri, Pleuronectiformes, Soleidae.
AUGCCCAUUUAGGAGGGCAUGGCUGUGUAGACCGAGGGUCUUCAUGAAACACAGCCACAGUGAAAAGGACCACCACAGAGACGCACAGGUUACACACUCCACCACCCAGGCACCUGCAUGUGUGUGUGAGUGAAUGUUUGUGGGAGAUCCGCGCUUAGAAAAGGAAGCUCCUGUCCACCAGUCAGCAUUCAAAGAUCGUGAAUGAUUGCAAAACAGGGCGUGGCCUUUGCAGUGCAACACUGUCCCAUGCUGCUCCCUCCUCUCAGGGGAUGGCCAAGGUCCAGGAUGGACAUACGAAUGCAUGUGAAAGCUUUGCAAUGUUAGAGGAGAGCCAAGAUGGUAUGGACAGUGGUACCCUAGGUCCUGCCUUAGCUCGACAGGUCACCAUCCAGCGACACCCAACUCAAGGCUUCGGCUUCGUUGCAGGCAGCCAGAGGCCUGUCAUUGUACGCUCCGUCUCCGCUGACGGCCCUUCCUUUGGCAAGCUUCUUCCUGGAGACCAGAUCUUGGCCAUUAACGAGGAGACGGUGAGCGACGCCCCCCGAGAGAGAGUCAUAGACCUUGUAAGACGCUGCAAAGACACUAUAGUUCUCACUGUGCUGCAGCCCCAUCAGUCACCAAAGUCUGCCUUCAUAAGUGCAGCCAAAAAAGCCCGCCUGCGAACUAACCCGCCUAAAGUGCGCUUUUCAGAGCAAGUGUCAAUCAGCGACCCAGACUCGACAAUGCUCAAGGACGACUCCUUGCUACUUAUACCAAACGUGUUAAAGGUGUUCUUGGAGAAUGGACAGAUUAAGUCCUUUACAUUUGAUAGCCGUACCACUGUUAGGGAUGUGAUUUCCUCACUGCAGGACCGCCUCUCACUGCGCUACAUAGAGCAUUUUGCCUUAGUCCUUGAGGCAGGUGGUCUGGAGCAGAGGUUGCAUCUGCUCCAAGAGAACCAGCCUUUGACACAUGUGGUGCAUAGAACCUAUUUCCAAGGGAUGAAGUGUCUGUUCCGCAUCUGCUUCUUCCCCAAGGACCCUGCAGACCUGCUGAGAAGGGACCCGGCUGCAUUUGAGUACCUCUAUAUACAGAGUCGCAAUGAUGUUAUUAAAGAGCGUUUUGGCAUGGACUGGAAAUCAGACAUCACGUUACGUUUGGCUGCGCUCCACAUCUUCAUCACUGUGUCCUCAGCAAGGCCAAAUCAGAAGAUCUCACUCAAGCAAGUUGAAAAAGAAUGGGGGCUAGAGCCUUUCCUUCCCCUUACUCUGCUUCCAACUGUCAAGGAGAAGAAUGUGUGUAAGACCCUGUCUCAGUUGCUGAAGACCUACCAGCAUCCACCACCAUCAGGCAACAAGGUUCCUCCUCUCCAAGGAAAGCUGCAGUACAUGCGAGUACUCAAUGACCUCCCACCUUUUGGAGGAAUGCUGUUCCAUACUGUUGGACUGGACGAGAAACAAUCGGCCACAACACUACUUGUGGGUCCUCGACAUGGCAUUAGUCAUGUGAUUGACUUGAAAAACAACCUUACCACUGUUCUGACUGAGUUCAGUAGGGUAGCUAAGGUCCAACUCUACAGAGAGAGCCAAGGAGUGGCACGUGUGGAGGUCACAAUCCAUGAAGCCAAGCCCCUGGUCCUACUCAUGGAAUGGCCUGAUGCCAGUGAUUUUGCAUGCCUUAUCUCUGGCUACUACAAGCUGUUUGUAGACCCUAAACGGACCAUUUACUUCCGAACAUCUGGUCAGUCUCAUCUGACCAAAGCAGAUUACAGAAGCUCUCACCACGCCCACCCCCGUUCCGUGGCAACCAGCGUGCCAAGUGGCGGUCGUCGAGGAGAUGAGAGGGAAAGCUCGCACAGGGAGUCGGGGUCUUCAAGGGCCCUAGUUCCAGCAGAGCCUCAACAUCUAGGCCUAUGUCAUGUCCACCUUCAAGAACAACAGCAAUAUCAGGAGAUCCAGACGCAUGUUGAACUCGACGUCAAUGAGAAUUUUAUUUCUCAGGAUCCCCCUGGCCGGCCUCGCACCAAGUCCGACCCCACCCAACAGAGUACAGAGGAAAUAGCUGGAGUUCUAGAGAGCCCAGCAGUGGAGAAUGCAAAAUUCAGAAUCCGAGCCCAAACAAUGGGACAAUCUCAGAAAAAUUCACGAUACUUUUGUGACUCCUGCAAAGCCAGACUAAGAGCAGAGGGUCUGUCAGGAGCAGUGAACAGUAGUGGGAGUUCUGGGAAACACUGCUCCAGUGCGUGUGCCUCCCGAGAUGGAGGUGCUGUUGAUCUCAUGGCCCUUCCACCCCCUGGUAAUGAAGAGGAGGAGGAGGAAGAGGAGGGAGACAGUGGUGGAGAGAAACUCCAACCACCUGUACCUGCUAUUGCUGCCCCACCACCUGGAUUUAGGGACAACAGUUCAGAUGAGGAUGACCCUAAGAGAGGGAGGAAGGCUCAGUCCAAUACCAGCCAAGCAGUUACUCCUGGGAAGCUGGCUCAAGCCAAGGAAGAUGUGCCUGUGACUCUUAUUGAUAAUGUGACCACAAGAACUGUCCGAGAUCAUGCCCAGGAGCUUGAUGAUGCCUUGGUGUCCACCUUACAGGCACUAGAGGCUCUGGCAGCUUCUGAGGACUACCCUCAUCACCCUCAGCAGCCAACACAGACUGCAGGGCUGAUUGUCUUGGCUGCCAUUACACCUGAAUCUUCACUGGACUCGGGCCAUGAGACAAACUCGUCUGAAUUGACAGAUGUUUCUGAGAUGGUGUCGGCUAUGAAGCAGAACCAGAGCCAGGCCUACCUGCUGGCUCACCAUAUCAACAAAGAACGUAUUCUUUGCCGCCGUGAUUUCCCCCUGGCUAUCCCUGGCUGCACCGCAAAAACUAUAGGAACAGGGGCCUUCUCUGUGGGUCAGAUUCGUGCCGGGUGUCCACCCAAGCAAGUAAUCCUCAGCAAGACUGUUCCCUUUAAAGUGAGUCCCAGUCAAGACUCAGCAAUACUCAGUGUUCUGAAAGAUCAAGGGGGCAAUCAAGACACUCCUCAGACUGAAAGGGAAGCUGAAAAAACAACAAACCCUGAAUCCACCACAGCAAACAUCUCUGACGCCCCAUCAAAGGCACCUGAGGAACUUAAAGCGUCUGAUAAGUCAAUCACAGUUCAAGUUAGUAAAGACCAGAGGAUAUCAAAUUCACCCGGGGAGACACUGUGCCAAAAUCUUACUGAUGGUAUAAAGGGAGAGGAAACCACACCUCUUAAUACAGACUCAAGCAACAAAGCCUUACCAUCUUUCUUGCAUGUGGACAGAACUGCCUGUGCCAAAAUUUCCCCCACAAAAAUGUGCCAAGAUGCCGAAACCGCCUCUAGUGAGACCAUUAAGCCUUCAGAACCUUCUACAGAACUUCUGCCAGUUGAUGACCUUUUCUGCACAUGCCCAGUUCAACAGGAGCCAGGGCCAAAACUACGACUUAAAGACCCACAGGUUCAGAAGCUAGUCAUGUUUCAAUCCUCUUCACCUACAGAUGACGAGCGUCUACGAGCCAAAAGCCUCCAGCUGGCUACCAGCAAAGAAAAUGCAGUUAGAGUAGGAACAGACCCCAGUUUGGCCAAACCCAGUCCUCAAAUACAAACAAAGUACUCCCCUCAUUUGCCUAGAAAACCAGACCGAAAAGAAGCUGCUGAAAGCAAGACUGAGGGUUCCCAAGGCAAAUCCCAAACUGAUUUACAGAAAGUCCCCGUCAAAACCUUCCCUAUUUUAGAUGAUCCAUCAACACCUACCGUAUCCAUAGAAACAGUCUCCACUCUCCCAACAAGAGACUCAAAGAAGCAAAGCAGUGGUAAGGGGAAAUCCCAGCGUAGUGCCCCUUUCUUGAGCUUUAGAAACCUUCUUUCAGCUACGUUCCCAGCAAGAAUGCGAAGAGAAACAGAUGAGCGAAGAGCUCAGUUACAGAAAGUCCGACAAUAUGAGCUAGAAUUUUUAGAAGAGCUGCUAAAGCCAAAGUCAUCACAAGGAGAAUUUUUGCCCCAGGGAGCCUCACCUGUGCCGUCAGGCACUCCUUGUGCCUGCCAGCUUCGCACCAGCCCUGUCUUAAAGGCACCAGGUAUCUCCAGGGAGCAGAGACGCAGCUGUGACUGUAAACGAAUGUGUAGGGGCAUGCGACUUCCUGACACACCAGUUGGCUCAACAACGGAGACACAACACAGAGGCAGAGAGAGGACUAUCUCAAAUACACCUCCACCAGUCUCCAAAGCCCCUCACACUCAAGGUCCUACGAGAAGACCUCAGACAUUGGAGAUUAAGACAACACGAAUACGCUCUACCAGCCUUGAGUCAAGAGAGCCAAGGGGCGAGCAGAGCUCCUGCCUGCCCACUUCUACUUCUCAAACAGAUUGCGUGGGAGCCCCACAAUAUAAGAAGCUCCAGAGGCGAUACAGCAUUGGAGAACUGGAUAAUAACACUAGUACACCUGUGUAUGCUGAGGUGAAGCCCAAAGCUAAGAGUCUAGAGAAGGAGAUGGAGAGAGUGAGGGCCACAGGGCUGAGGCUACCCACCCCAGUGGAGCCAGUCCAUACACAGUCUCACCAGGCAGAGACAAAGGGGAAAAAGGGUGUGUUUUUUAUUCAGGGAGAAGAGCUACUAUGUGAAAGCAAAGAGGGAACUGGUGAGGUGCUGUUGACCCUGCCGAGUGAAGACAGUGAUGAUAAGGAUAAAUGCUGUUCAUUUUGUUUCUGCUACAGAAAGUGUGAGGCAGGAGAUGAAAGCAGUGAGAAGGAUGAGCUCUCAUAUUCCAUACCCCUUCAAAUACUACCAGGCAUGGAGACAGACUCACGUACCUUUCCUGUAGUAAGCAAAACACUGCAGGUUCUCAAUGCAGAAGACUGCAGUGGAGAGGAAGAGGUGGAGGAGGAGGAAGAAGAAGAGGAGCCACAGACACAGGAGAUUGACCUUAGAGCUUGUGUUACAUUAGAGGGGAGCCUGGCACGGGUGCAGGCUUUACAAGGCAAAACAUUCAGCUUACCUGAUGGUUUUCUAAAUGCCCAGUUGGAUGCUAAUGAGUUGCUAGCGAUCCUGCGUCAGUGUGCUAACAGCCCACAAGCUGAGGGUGAGGCUCGUCUUCAGCCCUCACGGAUUGCAGAGUACAAACAGGAGCUGGCUGUGCGCUUCAAGGAAUUCAGAGCAUCUUGUCGACGAGUGGCAAGUGUUGAAAAAAGCCCAACACGUAUGCUUGCUGUUGUGUCCGCUAGCUUUCAAGUGUUGUGUGAACUAACUCAAACCUUUAUCAAAUUAGUCAGAGGAGUUCGUUCAGAAGCCCAGAGGCUGCAGCUGUUGAGAAAAGUUGAGGAAGUAGCUAUCAAUUACACUUUGCUUCUGCGUGCAGCUGAAGAAUCAAUGGGACACUCAAGCAGUCUGCCAACAAAGACAGUGAGUGGUCAAGUUUCCUCCAACACCAAUAACAUGAGCUCCCUCACUCGACCUAUCAAAACUCUGCCUGCCCAGUCAAAAUAAAUCUGGCAGAGAUUUAAUCACAUCAGUCCAGAAUGUGGCUGGCUUCUAUAUCCAAACACAUUAUUUAUUUAUUGUUUACAUUUUUUACAAGAUGUGCAAUGAUUCAUCCUCAGUAAAAAUUACAAUGCAGCUGUUCCAUCCCAUGUUUACAGGCCCUGAGGUUGCCUUGUGGAUCUUGUUUUGAAAUACAAGGACACACCAAACUAAUGCACAAUGGAAUAAGAACCCUAUGACAGAAUGGGUGAUGCAGGGCUAAUCACCUCAUAAUACAAUUCACAAUAUACAUGAGUCAUGAAAGUAUAAUAUUUUAUAUGUAAUAUAUAUUUGAGUUGUGUCUACUUAGCAAAUAAUAUAAAGUUUUGUGAAGAAAAUUAAGAAUAUAUUUGAAAUGUAUUGAAUUAAGAGAACUAUAACAAAUCAUCAGAAAUAAAUGUAUGCACUGGAUAAAAAAAAAUAUAUCAGAGAUCUCGUCAAGUAGCUACUUUUGUAAAUUGCAUAGUCCAAAGCAUUGGUUGGGUAGAUGUGUUUGUUUGUUAAAAUUAUCUAACUGUUGUAAUACACAAUUGGAGACCUAGAUUGGCUUUGUUGAUGGUGUGUAGUAAACUGAUAGUGGAGUCAAAACGUAAAUGAAGGUGCUGGAAAAUGAAAACCACUGAAAGACAAGAAUAUACUGAACUAUACUGAAUAACAGAAGCCUAGUCUCUCAUCAUAACAGAGCAGGUGCAAAAACACACCUGCUCAGGCCAGACAAUGUAGCAGAGACACAAGUCACACUCUUAUCCACUGUACAGUAAUGAGUGCUGUUACCUCACUCAGCUGUAGAGAAAGAAUAUCCACACUGUACUUAAUAAUGCACAGGGCGUAUUUUACACCAUCACUGAUCAAUAGCUCAUUUGCAUUUCACAUGUUGUGAAUCAUAGUUUUAAAUAUAGCCAUCCACUUGCAAGUAAGUGUAUCGCUAGACUUUUGCACAACCUCUGAUAUUAGCUCCGAUGUUGAAAUGUAUGUACUUUAAUGUUUGAUUCAGCAUUUCGUUUUAUUUCAUUAUUGCUGCUGAAAAACUCACUUGAAUCCACACCAAUGGUUUUACAAAAUCCAUCUCCUUGAGGCUAAAGCGCAUCUGUUUCAAAUAAUUUUUAAAUUCAGGUUUUCAAAUACAAUAUAAACAAUUUGCUUUCUAUGUGCUGUUACAUUGUGCAAUCUAGCAAAUAUAUAACAAACACAAAGUAGUUUUCUAUGUAUUUUAAUAAAACUAACACAUCUGUUAACUGUCUGAAAUCUCAUUUGUGUCUCAUCCUCUUGUUAUUUCUGAAAAUGACUCCGGGAAGCUUUAUGGUUGUGGUGGCCAUGUGUGUAGUCAGCAUACUGUUAAAGGAAAGUGCUGUGAAACCAAACUAAAACUGUCAACUGGGCUUCCAUAAUCAUAAGACAAGAAAUGCAAUAUUGCUGUUUUUAUUUAAAAAAAGAAAAAAGAAAAAAAAUGGUCGGCCUUUGGAAAUCUUUUUAAAAUGUAUAUGAUGUAAACAUUUGCCCUCAACUAUGGUAUUGUAUUCUUUAAUCAAGACCAUUAACUGUUUUCUGACACCAGUUACCACAUAGUUUUUUAAUUGACAAAGAUUAGAAAUCAUCAGUCAAUUAUUGUAUUUAAUCCAGAAUAUGUUUUAGCACUUAGCCUUUUUUUUGUUAUUUCUUUAAACUGAGGAUCAUUAGUUACAAAUAUACAUUUGUGUGAGUCUAUAUCACAUUGAGAAUGUGAUUACUCACCAGGGAAUCCCAUCUUUCGCCCUAUGUCAGCUGGGAUUAGCUCCA